Molecule: messenger RNA, 2132 nt
Organism: Sipha flava (yellow sugarcane aphid)
Lineage: Eukaryota; Metazoa; Arthropoda; Insecta; Hemiptera; Aphididae
Gene: Hacl
Product: 2-hydroxyacyl-CoA lyase 1
Exons: 11
Coding region: 203-1918 (571 amino acids)
Biological process (GO): fatty acid alpha-oxidation
Cellular component (GO): peroxisome
Molecular function (GO): thiamine pyrophosphate binding; magnesium ion binding; catalytic activity
Source: RefSeq, a predicted model, not a curated record
UUACAAUAGAUAAUAGUAAUUAUUGUUGCUGCCAAAUAACGAUAAUUAUUUUUCAUUUCCUGUUUUUAUUAAACAGUAUCGAGCAUAACGUUUCCGUCAUUACUGAUGCGAUUUUCUCGGGCAACCGGUGAUCAGCGUUUUUCAUUUUUUUCCCUCUGCUCUCGUACCUGUUUGUUGUUAGACAAGAAUUCCUGUCCCCAAUAUGUCCAAUGAACCGGAGAACAUCGACGGCAAUAACAUUCUCGCCCAAUCGUUGAAAUGCCAGGGAGUUGAAUUCGUUUUUGGCAUCGUUGGCAUACCAGUUGUCGAAUUCAGCAUGGCCUUACAACGAGUAGGUCUAAAGUAUAUCGGCAUGCGCAAUGAACAAGCAGCCGUGUACGCCGCUCAAGCAAUUGGUUAUCUCACUCGUACGCCUGGAGUAUGUCUAGUCGUGUCAGGCCCAGGGUUACUUCACGUUACCGCCGGGAUGGCAAACGCUCAAAUAAACUGUUGGCCUUUAUUGGUGAUUGCUGGUUCUUGUGCAGAAGAUCAUGAAGGGAUUGGUGGUUUUCAAGAAUGCAAUCAAGUUGAACUGAGCCGGCCAUAUUGUAAGUACAGCGCAAGACCUCCAAGUGCUGUUCUUAUACCAGUUCAUGUUGAAAAAGCAAUACGUUAUGCUACUUACGGCAGACCAGGUGCAUCGUAUUUAGACUUUCCUGCUAAUCUAUUAUCUGCUCAAGUCCCUGAGGACAAAGUGGUUAACAAACCAUCAGUCCCAUUACCUCCAAUGAUUUUCCCUGAUAUUAAAAAUAUUAAAUUGGCUUCCGAAGACUUAAUGAAUGCCAAAAGUCCUUUAGUUAUUAUAGGCAAAGGUGCCGCCUAUGGUCAUGCAGAAUAUGUUGUUAGAAAUUUUAUCAGUCAAUUUGAAUUACCAUUUCUAGCUACACCAAUGGGUAAAGGUGUAGUACCUGAUGACCAUCCUCUGUGUGUAGCAUCUGCACGUACAUAUGCCUUGCAAAAUGCUGAUGUUGUAUUUUUACUCGGUGCACGGUUAAAUUGGAUUCUACAUUUUGGUAAACCACCUAGGUUUAAUUCUAAUGUGAAGUUCAUACAGAUUGACAUUAGUCCUGAAGAAUUACAUAAUAGUCAACAAGCUAGCGUUGCUAUUCAAGCGGAUAUGCAUGCUGCAGUGGAUGCAUUAAAUGUUUAUUUGGUAGAAAAAAAAUGGCAAUGUACGAGAAAAGAUUGGUUGAAUCAACUCAAAGAAAAGUGUUUAAAAAAUAAAAAAUAUGUAGAAUCAAUGAUGAAAGAUACAUCUGUUCCUUUGAACUACUAUACAGUUUUUCACCAUAUUUAUGAUAGCAUUCCAAAAGAUUGUAUUAUUGUGAGCGAAGGAGCUAAUACUAUGGACAUAGGUAGAGCUGUAUUAUUAAAUAAUUUACCUAGACAUAGACUUGAUGCUGGAACCUUUGGUACUAUGGGAGUUGGAUUAGGAUUUGCAAUUGCUGCAGCCAUAUGGUGUCAGAAAUAUGAACCUGGAAAACGAGUCUUAUGCAUUGAAGGCGAUUCAGCAUUUGGAUUUUCUGGAAUGGAAGUAGAAACAAUGGUCAGGUAUAAAUUACCAAUAGUAAUCAUUGUUGUUAAUAACAAUGGCAUAUAUGGAGGUGUGGAUGAGGAAACAUGGAAAUUAGUACAAGAUUCUGAUAAUUUGGCUGAAAUUAUUCCUCCCAAUUGCUUUUCUGUAAAUAUUCAUUAUGAGAAUAUACUGACUCUAUUUGGUCGCAAGGGACAUUUCUGCACGACAGUUGAACAAGUUUCUAAUGCUGUAAAAGAAGCUUUUAUGGACACAAGUGGACCUUCAUUCAUAAACAUAAUGAUUAACCCAUCGGCUGAUCGAAAACCUCAAAACUUUGCUUGGCUUACCGAAUCAAAAUUAUAAAAAAAUUUUAUUUUAAAACUAUUUCAUAGUUGUGUUUGCUUAAAUAAUAACCAUGGAUCUCUGUUCUUCUGAAGCCUGUUGUACUCAAAAAUUAUCCAUAGAAAAUCAACCCACAAAAAUAAUAAUAAAUUAUAUUUAUUGGUUAUAUGAUAUUUUUUUUAUAAGGUGAAAGAUAAUUAUUAUACUAAAUGGAUGAAAGUUUUUUUUUUAUAUA